Molecule: messenger RNA, 3076 nt
Organism: Pezoporus occidentalis (night parrot)
Lineage: Eukaryota; Metazoa; Chordata; Aves; Psittaciformes; Psittacidae
Gene: CCDC146
Product: coiled-coil domain containing 146
Exons: 19
Coding region: 8-2935 (975 amino acids)
Cellular component (GO): cytoskeleton
Source: RefSeq, a predicted model, not a curated record
UGUCGCCAUGGGAACGGAGGACGCUGCUAGUUGCGGCGGGGCCGGCAGCAGCCGCGCAGAACUUCAAAUCAUGAGUGAGGCUGGUGAAGAAAGUUCUAGUUCCAGUGGCACAGAAUCGGCAAUCGAGGAGCAAUCCAUCUGUGGUAUAGUUCCAACAGUUUACAGCCAAGAUGAGGGGUCCACUGAUGUAACAGCAAGUCCUGCAUUUCAGUGUUUAGAUGAGCUGUUUUCUGCUGGAAAAAUCGAAUGCACCAGAGUAGCAGAGCUGAAGGGAAAGUACACCCUGCUGCAUAAGACUGUGAUAAGUUUACAGGAAUCUGAGAUCCAGCUGUUGCAAGAAGCCAAACGUCUUAGUGUAGAACUGGAACAACAACAACAUGAACUGGAAAAAGCAGAACAGUUCCCUGAAGAAUCCUCCAGUGAAAUUUUACAAAUAAGGAAACAAUUUCUUAGUUGCCAAAAUGAAUACAGUGCUAUUAAAGAAAGAGAAUCUGACAUUCAGUACAAGAUAAAAUGUUUGCAAGAAGAAAAGAGUCUUUUGGAAAGCGAAUAUGCAAGAAUUCCAAAAGACAGGGGAACAGAUAAGAAAAUUGAACAGUUGAAAGAAAAUUGUGAUGAGCUCUGCAAAGAAGUAAACCAAAGGAAAGCGGAAAUUAAUGCAAUAAAGGAAGAUGUUUCAUCCAAGAAAAAGCUGGUGUUGAUAGAUAAGAAAGAAAUGGAAAAGCUUCUAGAGAAGCAGGCUAAUUUAAAAGAUGAGCUAGUAAGGAUCCUUGGUGUUCCAGUAAAACUUGGAAAAGAAGCUGAGAAAAUAAAUUGGACAAAAAACAAUGAAGAGAAGAAGAAAAAAGCCCUUGAUGACCAAAUAGGAGAGGUAAAUGGUACCCUGAAAGCCAUUGAAAACAAGACUGAAGAGAUUUUGCAAGAAAGAGAAGCUAUAAUGAAGGAAUUGGAUGAGAAAAAUAUUUUGCUAGAAAGCAAAGAACGAGAAUGCAGUACUUUGGCAAAAUUACUAGAAAUUAACAGAGAGAAAGGAUUGGUGAUCAUAGCAGAGAGAGAAGCUCUGGAAAAGGCUUUGAAUAAACGUGACUUGGAGAAAAAAGAGCAAGAUGAUAUUCUCAUUCACAAGCAAGCACAGAAGGACAGAGAGCUGAAAACCUUAAAAAAGAUGGAGUUACAAUUGAAUACGAUUUUUGGUGCCUUGGAACAAGAUAAGUUACAGCAUAAAAGACUCAAAUUAGAGGCAGAAGCUAUUGCUAAAAGUAGUGGAUUAUUAUUAGAAAGACGACAAGAACUGCAGAAAGAAGUUGAAGUGAUCAAGAGAAGUUUAAUAGAACAGGAAACGAUAUCAGGUAUGGAUGCCCACGGGUUACAAGAAUGCAUUGCUGAAGAAGGCUUGCUUUACAAAGAGCUGGAAAAAAGCAGAAAAGAGUUGUCCAGACUUGCACAUCUGAUACGGCUCAAAGUUGAAGAGAGGGAACAGAAAUCUAGGGAUGUUCAGAAAGUCCAGAUACAACUCCAAAAUGUUAUUAAAGAAUUAAAAAGAAAGGAUCUUGAAAUAAAAGACUUUGAAAAGAGGGGAAGAAAAAUCCAAAAAGAACUCCAAGGACUUGCUAAAAUAAAUGAGGUUGUUCAAAAUGAAAGGAGUAAAUGUAUGGAUUUGGUGCAUGCUGCUCAUCAGAAAGCAAAUGAAAUUAAAAAACGGGUAAAAUUGAUAGAAAAGGAAAUAGAAAAUUUAAGGAAUACUCUUAUAACCAAGGAAAGAAAAUUGCAGAAACAACAGCUGAAGAAUACAAACAAUAUAGCGAUUAUAGACAGUCUCAAAAGUGAUUGCCUCAAAAUUCUGCAAGCCAUGCAAGAGGUGAAAGAGAAGAAAGAGCAGCGGUACUCAGUUCUUGAGAGACUCACCACUACAGUCACCCAAAUUGAAGAGGAGCUUGUGCAGCUACACAAAAGAUAUGAAAGAGCUCUUCAGCAACAAAAUGAGAGUGGCCUUCUGCUCAGAGACCGGGAAGAAGAAUUGUGCAUUUUAUGUGAAAGGAUACACACACAAGAGAUACUGUGUAGAAAUGGAGAUCUUGAGAUUCAAGUUAUGGAUGAAAAGAUCAAAUUUCUGAAGGUGAAGGUAGAUGAGAAGAAGAGAGAGAUUGAAUUAUUGCUCAAAACGCUCCCAGUAAAGAAAGCCCUGGAUGCACAGCUGGUGAUGCUUCAGAUACAGCAUUCCCAGUGCAAGGACAGGAUUAAACAGAUGGAGGAAAUCUCUGCUGACCCCGCAAAUAAGAGCAGAAAGCGAGAACUGGGAGGGAAGGACCCAUCUCCACCUGAGCUGCUAAAAAAGAUUGAGCAGCUGGAGAUGGAGCUGGUGCAGAAGGAGGAGAAGUUGCUGGAGACAGAUCUUCUUUACGAGCACCUUUCCCGGCUGCUGAGCAGAGUCCAUGCCGCAGCAGAGGACAGGAAGAAGGACACGCUGCUGACAGCUAAGAGGACAAAUGACACGAAGAAGAAGAUAAAGGCAAGAACUCAGAAGAUGAUGGCUCUUGUUGCAGAGUUAUCCAUGCAGCAAGAGCUUGCCAUUAAACUCCAGCAGGAAGUGAGAGACAAGGAGCAAUUUUUGAUGAUUGUUUCAUCAAGGAUAGAUCAAGGCCUUCCCCCUCCUGAAGAAAUAGAGAACGAGUGUUUGAAGAUACUACGCAAUGAGAAGAUGCAAAAAGAAGCAGCUGAAGCCAGAGCUAAACGCGCUGCAGAAGAGGAACAAGCUGCAGCACCCGGCUACAUCCGCACAACAGCCGAGCCACGGCCCACCGCCUACAUCCCCGAUGACGAGCACAGCCUCCCGCUGCCGCGGCCCUAUGGUGCUCUGGCUCCCUUCAAACCAGCUGAGCCUGGGGCAAACAGGAGGCAUUUCAGGAAACCUGUGGUGAAGCCAAUCCAAGUCUGAACAGGCAGCACCUGAGGCAGCAGAGACCAUCGCCGGCUGCUGCAUCCCAAGGGUCAACAGCAUUUACACUACACUGAAAGCAUGUCUGUUGUCAUUCAGCCAAAUUGAAUACUGACCACAAAGUAGCUGUUAAUGUCAAAA